Messenger RNA from Melanotaenia boesemani (Boeseman's rainbowfish), 3066 nucleotides. RefSeq names its product long-chain-fatty-acid--CoA ligase ACSBG2-like. The record is from RefSeq and is a predicted model, not a curated record. The transcript has 15 exons. Gene Ontology annotation, molecular function: long-chain fatty acid-CoA ligase activity. Gene Ontology annotation, cellular component: endoplasmic reticulum; membrane. The coding region runs from base 160 to 2391 and encodes 743 amino acids. NCBI's taxonomy places the organism in Eukaryota, Metazoa, Chordata, Actinopteri, Atheriniformes, Melanotaeniidae.
CUUUGACUUUAUUCAAAUUCCUUAUUGGUUGAUAUUUCUGCCAGAGGGCAAUGGUUGAGUUCCUGAACUGGGCAAAGGUUGAUGCAGGUCUGUCCUACACCUGGUUGCUCCUGACAAAUUGAUGCCAUUCAGCUGUUUGAGCAGAGAAGCAAAUAGAAGAUGAGUGCCAAGGAAAGUACAGUUAUGAGUGACAGUAUCCCGUCCCAAGAAGAAAAGCCUGUGUUGGAGGCAACAGAAAGAAAGAACCACUCCACCAUUGUCCUCAAUGGCAAAGUGGACACAUCCGACCUCAGUCCAGAGGCAGUUUCAGAGAGCCAAGGACCUUCAAGUCGCUCUGAACGAUUGGCCAAGCUUCCCAGAUCUCAGGAGGUGAAGGAAACUAUUAAAGAACUCUCACCAGAGACAAAGCCAGUUCUGCUGCCACUAAAUAUUCCAACAACUCUGGCCCCUGCUGAGCAGCUAUGGAGCUCCAGGAGAGAUCAGGCAGUGAGGCUGAGGAUGGAGGGCUCAGGUCCGGGCUCAGAAACUCCAAUCACCAUCCAUCAGAUGUUUCUGGAGACGGUGGAAAGGUGUGGGGAUCUGCCAGCUUUGGUUUCCAAAAAAGAUGGCCAGUUGGUAACUCUGACUUGGAGGCAGUACUAUGAGCAGUGUCGUGCAGCGGCUAAAAGUUUCAUCAAGCUGGGGCUGAAGCGUUUCCAUGGCGUCGGUAUUCUUGGAUUCAACUCUCCUGAGUGGUUCAUCUCAGACAUUGGCUGCAUCUUUGCCGGGGGCCUGGCAGUUGGCAUUUACACAACCAACUCCCCAGAGGCUUGCCAGUAUGUGGCUGCCAACUGUGAAGCCAACGUUCUGAUUGUGGAGAACCAAAAACAGCUCGACAAAAUCCUGCAGGUUAAGGAUCAACUGCCCCAUCUGAAAGCCAUUGUUCAGUAUAAAGGCGAGCUGCAGCAGAAAGAACCGUUCCUGUAUACAUGGGAGGAGUUUAUGAAGCUUGGAGAGGAGGAGUCCGAUGAAGAACUGAAUGCCAUAAUUGACAGUCUUCGGGCCAAUGAGUGCUGCACCCUCAUCUAUACCUCAGGAACUACUGGCAACCCUAAAGGAGUUAUGCUUAGCCAUGACAAUCUCACAUGGACAGCCCAUACAGCAGCUAAUUUGAUGAACGCGAGCUACGGUGUGGAAGUUCUGGUCAGUUACCUGCCGCUUAGCCAUGUGGCAGCUCAAAUGGUUGACAUGUGGAUUUGCAUGAGUUUUGCAGGAACCACCUACUUUGCAGAACCAGAUGCCCUGAAAGGCUCCUUAGUAAACACACUGAAAGAUGCCCGUCCAACGCUUUUCUUGGGGGUUCCACGAGUGUGGGAGAAAAUGCAGGAGAGUAUGAGAGCUGCAGGUGCCAAGGCACCCCUACUGAGGAAGAGAGUGGCAGACUGGGCAAAGUCCAUUGGCCUGCAAUAUAGCUAUAGUGCCAUGAACGGGGAGAAUGCAGUGCCGUGGGGUUUCAUGCUGGCUAACAAUCUGGUCUUUAAGAAGGUGCGUGCUGCUCUGGGUUUAGACCGCUGCAGGUUCUGCUGCACAGGAGCUGCCCCCAUCACCAAAGAAACUCUGGAUUACUUCAUGAGCUUGAACAUCCCUGUGAAGGAGCUUUACGGCAUGAGUGAAAGCUCAGGCCCACACACAGUCUCCAUCAACGAGUAUCGUAUCACAAGCUGUGGAAAGGUGAUGCCAGGCUGCAAAACAAACCUGGUGAAUCAAGAUGAGGAAGGUAAUGGAGAAAUCUGUUUCUGGGGUCGCCACGUUUUUAUGGGCUAUCUGAACAUGCCGGACAAAACUUCGGAGGCUCUCGAUCAGAAAGGAUGGCUGCACUCUGGAGACCUGGGAAAACACGAUAAGCAAGAUUUCCUGUACAUUACAGGAAGGAUUAAAGAACUGAUUAUCACUGCCGGCGGUGAGAACAUCCCUCCUGUGCCCAUCGAGGAUGCAGUGAAGAAUGAGCUACCCAUCAUUAGCAACGCCAUGCUUAUCGGAGACAAGCUCAAGUUCCUCUCCAUGCUGCUCACAUUAAAGUGUGUAAUGGACGACAAUGGCGAUCCUACAGAUGAACUGAGUCCUGAGGCUUUGAACUUCUGCCAGCAGCACGGCAUUAGGGCAACCAAGGUGUCAGAGAUCAUAGCCAAUAAGGAGCCGGCUAUCUACAAGGCCAUUCAAGAGGGAAUGGAGCGCGUUAAUGCCAAAUCAAGAUCCAAUGCCCAGAAGGUCCAGAAGUGGGUCAUACUGGAGCAAGACUUCUCUGUCAGUGGAGGGGAACUGGGACCCACCUUGAAAUUAAGGAGGCCCAUUGUUGUGAAGAUGUACCAGGAGAAAAUAAACGAAAUGUAUGAAGCGGUAGAAAGGCAGUAGACUUGGGAUGGACAGGGAUGGACAUGGGAAAUGUGGCCAGAAAAGAUCAACAUAGAACUGCUGAAGAUUCUGGUUGUUUUGUAUUUAACAGAAUGGAGUUUUGCCAGAAGAAGUGGAGACUCCUAUUGUUUGAUUUUUAAGCUGUUAAAUUAAGUUUCACUUUCUGACAGAAAUCAUCUGAAUCAGAGUCAAAUUUGACCAUCUGAAACACAGGUGACAUCACUCAACUCCAAACAUGCCACACACACAGUGAGAAGCACUGGAUGCUGUCAGCUUACUAGGAAGUCAGUUUUACAUUUGAACAGGUUUUAAGGAGAAUUUUUUAAACCAAUCUACUAAUGAUCCAGUAAAGAUGCUUAAUGAGGAGAUACUUUUUUAUUUCUGGUGUAGCAGUAUCUAUUUAAAGGUUUUACAGCGCUAGGUUACAAGUUGUGUACAUGAGAAAAUCCUUAUCUUGAAAACUGGUAGUAGUUGUUUUUAUAAUGUAAAAAUAACAUCGGGUGUCUGUAUUUAGUUAAUCACUAUAUGUGCAAAUUGUAAAUCACACAUGAAUUUCUGCUUCUCUAUGUACAGUUUGACAGAUAAAGAAAAUAUUUAUUUUGUGAUAGAUUUUCCAUGAUUGUCAAUAUAAAAUUCAGGUGAUUUGGACAACAGAAUUAAAGACAUUUAAUUAUU